Messenger RNA from Mycotypha africana, 1508 nucleotides. RefSeq names its product peptidase C65 Otubain-domain-containing protein. Bases 287 to 1102 code for a protein of 271 amino acids. The transcript is spliced from 6 exons. The record is from RefSeq and is a predicted model, not a curated record. Gene Ontology annotation, cellular component: nucleus. Gene Ontology annotation, molecular function: cysteine-type deubiquitinase activity; ubiquitin binding. Lineage: Eukaryota; Fungi; Mucoromycota; Mucoromycetes; Mucorales; Mycotyphaceae. Gene Ontology annotation, biological process: protein K48-linked deubiquitination.
CUAUUGCCAUUCGCCAAUGAAUAAACUACAACUUAAAAGAAACUAAGUAAUACCGUACUUACGUAGCCAGUCAGAGCGCCAGUAGUGUUAGAAGAUGUUUUGAAACGAUCGUCUUGCUGUUCCUGUAAGCUCAUCUCGGAAGGAGGAGACCAGGUUGCCGCUAUUCUAAGGUUGGAGCUUAAUUAUGCAAUUUGGCGAUGCAUGAAGUCACAGACCAUGCAAGUUUCCCAGUUCGUUCUUCACGUUCGUUUUCACUUCCCACUUACUUUAUAGUUGAAGACAGACAAUGCCUGAGGGGAACGAUUUGAGUAAUGCAGACAAUGCGUUCGAACUCACGGACGAGCAAAUUCUCAGAUUUGAACAGGAUAUUAAAGAUGAAGAAGCCCAAAAAAUGCCAUUGGUUCUUCAAAUAAGUGAUAUUUCAACAUUAACUGAAGAGUAUCAGUCAAAUGAAAGAUUCAUUAAAAAAAUUCAAAAUCUGCGCAACUCACACGAUAAAAUAAGACGCUGCCGUGGUGAUGGUAACUGCUUUUUUAGAGCAUUCUCCUUUGCUUGGUUUGAAAGCGCCAUGUAUGAUCAACGUUUGUUUGAUGCCCGUCAUAAAUUCUUAAAAGAAUCUAUUGACUUUUUGCAAAACGGUGGGUUCGAUAAGAUGGCAUUUGAAGAUUUUUAUGAAGUUACUUUAGAGACGUUUGAAAACAUGAACCAGCAUGAUCCUGAUAUGCUUCUCGUCAGUUUCCAAACUGAUGAGGUUAGUAAUGCUAUUGUUGUCUUUUUCCGUUUCAUCACAUCAGCUUACCUGCGUAUUCACGCUGCCGAAUAUGAACCUUUCUUAACUGAUGAGCUGGUCUCUAUCGAUCAAUUCUGCGCAAUGCAUGUUGAAGCUUUCGGAAGAGAAUCGGAUCACUUACAAAUUAUUGCUUUAAGCAAGGCUACUGAUGUGCCUGUGGAGGUUGCUUAUUUGGAUGGUGGUGAGAGCGAUGAGGUAGCCCUUCAUGGAUUCUGGCCAACUGAGCAAGAUGAAAAAGAAAAAUUAAAGCAACCUAUUGAUUUACUCUACAGACCAGGUCAUUAUGAUAUUCUUUACUGCAAGAAGCAAUGAAAAUACGAUCUUUUUACCAAGCGUUUUCAUGAUUCCGAUUUUUGUUUGAUGUGUAUUGAGUAUAACGGAGCAAUUUAAUGCCACAUCAAGUACAGAAUAACAAUAAAACUACUGUUUUUUCGCUUGACUUUCGCACGAAAUGGCUAUCGAAUUGAAACUAUCUUACAAUCAAAUCCAGACUAGUUUAAAAAAUUAUUUUGGAUGAAAAGUAUAGUUUUUCAGAUCAUACCUUUUCCGUCAAAAUGCUCAAUGCCAAAUGUGCGACCUACUCUUACUCAAGCACAGAAUAUCUACCCUGUUUGAGUAUGUAGUAACGUCAAGCAGCAGUUAAUAAAACCUCAGAAAUGUACAGUGACAAAUUUCACAAGAUGAACUCACCAAAACGCGUAAAAAUCUUUAAGCCGUC